AUGAAGCCCUCCCUCCUUACCCUUGUUGGUCUUCUGGCUACCUCUGUGGCUGCUAACCCCGUUCCUGCCAGCGGUGGUGCUGUUCUUGCACCCAGGGGCAACGGAGCCAACAACAAUAAUGUUGCCAACGCUGCGAAGGGCAAGAAAAAUGGCAAGAAGAAUGGGAACAACGGCGCCUCUGGAGGUGCGGCAAAGAACGGAACUGCCAAUGCCGGCGGUGCUACUGCUGGCGGUGCCGCUGCUGGUGGCACCGCUGCUGGUGGUGCUGGUCCUGGUGGUGCUGGUGCAAAGGCUGGCAACACUUCCGCUCUCGUCUUGCCUGAUGGACGUAUCAAGGCAGAUGCGACACCCGAGAACUUCAAUGUCCUCGAGAGUGUGUUCAAGAGUGCUGUUAUCAAGGGCAAUGGUCUUGUGUUCAGCGACAUCAUUACUUUCCCCGAAGGCCAGGCCUCACUUUUCGACAAAGCCACCAACACCAAGGCUUUCGCCAUCAACAUUGACGACAAGUCUGUCUUCGUCCCCAAGGGUGGUGAAGCUCAGUCGAACAUUCGUCGUGCCGAUCUGCUCCCCAGCAUCAGAUCUCAGCUCAAUGACGUGGCUGUCACUGGUGUUCGCACUAUGCACUUCUCUAUCCAGCGUGAUGCCGCCAAGCCACUCAACGCAUCCCACGACUAUCAGGUCUUCAACCUUGAGUCCAAGGAUUUCUCCUUCCAUCAAAUUGAUGUCCGCACUGGAGCCGACAACGGCAACGAGAUUGCAGUCUUUGGUAACUCCAAGACCACUCCGCCUGCAAAGAUCUUCUCAACUCCGUUCGGCGAGGGACAAUUUGAGAACUUUGCGAUCAAGAUGGACUUCACUGCCAACACCGUCCAGGUGUUCCACAGCACCGCUAAUGAGCCCUUGAAGCAGGUCACUGAGCCUGUCGCCAAUGCUCUCGACGGCCUUGGUGAAUACCACUUCUCUCUUCAGAAGAACCCCGUUGGAACCGGAACCCAGCCCACUGGCGUUAAGGAGGCAGUUAUCUUUGGCGGCAUCUUCAUGGAGGACUCUACCUCCGGGACGGUUACCCUCCAGUAG
This is a messenger RNA of Colletotrichum phormii, 1077 nucleotides long. RefSeq lists its product as uncharacterized. Bases 1 to 1077 code for a protein of 358 amino acids. Lineage: Eukaryota; Fungi; Ascomycota; Sordariomycetes; Glomerellales; Glomerellaceae. The record is from RefSeq and is a predicted model, not a curated record. The transcript is spliced from 5 exons.